Molecule: messenger RNA, 2424 nt
Organism: Sabethes cyaneus
Lineage: Eukaryota; Metazoa; Arthropoda; Insecta; Diptera; Culicidae
Exons: 3
Coding region: 1-2424 (807 amino acids)
Source: RefSeq, a predicted model, not a curated record
AUGUCAGGAUGGAUCAACAAGCAAACCUCUACGCCGAAAUCAGAAGAUAAUGCAAGUAAGAAAACAACGGCCGAAAAUGACUCCAAACCACCGGAAAGCCUGGCCGCUGAGAGUGGAACGCUGUCGAGUAAGUUCCCGCUGCGAAAGAUCGGUGAUUUGUUCCGGAAUAAGCUGCGCAGCUCCGGCAGUUAUUCGAUCAAAUCUUUCAACCAUAGUGUAGCGCAGGAGUGCAGGAUAUCGGAACGUGCCAGCAUUGACGUUGAGAAGGUUCCUAGUCCGCCGAAAAAAGCCGAGCGAACUACGAUGGCGGCCGCUGAAAUUGAGACUGCUACGAUUGUAAACGAAAAGUCUACGACUAGAAACGUGACCGCCGAUGCUCCCCCGAAUGGUCCUCCACCCGUACGGCCGCGAAAAAUUACCACCCUCAAUCGGGCAUAUCAGCGAAAGAGGAGUGUAAACAACAGCGCUAACGGAAGCAGCUCUUCGCAGUUGUCGCCGAACGGAGCGGCAACCGAAGCGAGCCGAAAUGGGCAACACAAACGUCCAUCGAUCAGCAGUCAAGAUACGGGUGUCGGAGCGGAAUCGGAUGUGGUGGUGGGCAAGGGUCGAGAUCGUGUGAAUUCGACAUCGCAUUAUUCGACUGAAAAGAGUGGCUCCUCUGGUUAUUAUAGUACAAAUAUCUACUUUGCCGGCAGUUCGGUAGUGGACGAACACAUCUACUACGAACCCGUUGACCGGGGUCGGAAGCAGUCCGCUGCACAGGCUCCUGCGGCGACGAAACCUGCGGAUACGGUUCGUAAGAAAGAAGGAAUUCUGAAAAACAAUCGAGCCGUUCAGGAUGGGGGACAAUCGCAGCUUCAGAACCAGGGGCGGCCACCACUAGAGAAGUACUAUUACCCGGCGACACUGGAGAAUGUACCAAAUUCACCGACAGUCAUGAGAGCGAAACAACCGACGAGCAAUGAAAAACUUUCCGACAUUAUGGAGGGUCCAGAUGGUCCGAUUCCACGACCAAUCUGGCCGACCGAUGCUGAUGAUUCAUUAGCUGAUAUCAACUUUGAUGCAUUCCGUUUGCGGAAUGCUAGCCAGCAGAAUUUGAUGGGAUUUGAUAGUUCAUCUGCGUCGAAUUCGGAUAAUGAGAUUUAUUCUGUAAGCCAAAAGAAUGUUGACGAACAGACAAAGAAGAAGUCGCAGUAUGAGGAAUAUUUGGAGUUUCACAACACACGAAAUAUUUUGGAGCAAAUUAGAGGGAAAUUGAAUACAUUGCUGGAGCAACGCAAUGAAAAUCUACGGUCGAGUGCCGGUAGCAACCGAGAGCAAGCAGUCCCAACUCCGGCUGAAAUUGAGCUGGAAGAAAAAAUUGCCAGUCUUAAAUCCGACCUGGAAAAGUAUUUACAAUCUAUGAAUCAGCAAAAUGAAAACGAAAUCAAUCGGUUUGUCAAAGGAAUGUCGAAGGAUGCGAAGGUGUUGGCUGUUCAAAAUGCUGUCGAGCAUCGAAAUCGAUCGCGUAGUUCUUCGGUUCAUCUGGAGAACGAGUACGAGGUCAUGGAGAAUGCAAAGACAUAUCAACCAGUUUAUGCGGCUCUUCCGCAGCGGACGAUGAAGUGUUACCCUCGGGAAGAGGGCAGGCCUGGGGACCAGCCGUCUCACUUCGAGACGGUCUAUGUGCGGGAUGGGUUUGACAUGCGUCAAUUGAACCGACCGGUUCCGAACCCGUUCGCCCAGGAAGCUCGAACGGCGCAAAUGCUACACCAACAGCAGCAACAGUUGCGGGCAAUGUGCAGUCAGAAGCGUUACCUUACUAGUGAUGAAAUCAGGGUGUGCAAUAAUCUUGAGGGUUGCGAGCGAAGACCCAGUAAAGUGUCGAUCGAGAUGCCGGAUAGUGGAAGAGACGGUGUGCGUUUAGUGAACGGUGGAGGUGGUGGGGGGAUUUUAGUUGAUAGUCGCAGCAGACGUCAAUCGGAGAUUAGCGGUAAGAAUAAUCUAGGCAAAAGUUCGGAUGUGAGUGGGUUUACGUUGCAGCGGGUGAUUCUGAUGGAAAGCUUGGGCAAGAAUGGUAAGCUGUUCGGGGAUAAGGAGAAAAUGCUGCUGGAGUAUCAUCUCAACAAGCCAAGCUACUGGGAGAUGUAUUACGGUGCGAAUCGCGAGGAACACAAUCCGCAUCACACGCUGAUACGAAAGGUCAAGAUAGGAGGCAAAAAUGCAAUCGCGGUUUCAUAUCCCUCAACUCGACCGGAAUCGGAUUUCACACUGGACCUGCCCCGAGCCGAACAACUGCGGGCCAAGAUGAAGAAGGAAAAGCAGUUCCGCACGCGGUGCCGUUGGUUUUUCUACCUCCUGAGUGUGGUGUUUUUCCUACUGUCCGUGAUGGUAGUAAGCCUGAUAUUGACUCGGGGCAAACGGAUGUUCGGCAGCAUGAUAUGA